AUGAACGGUGAAGGGAUCUCUGAUGGUUUAUCGGCUGAGAGGAAAGUGAAAACCAGCGCAAAGAAGAACGGAAGAAAGGUUAUAGUUGAGAAAUCUGCAGCUGAAGGCUUACCUGAAGGAUGGAUCAAGAAGCUUGUAAUAUCAAACAGAUCAGGCCGUAAAAGUAGAAGAGAUCCAUUCUUCAUUGACCCUAAAGGUGAGUAUAUCUUUCAAUCCUUCAAAGCCGCAUCACGGUAUGUUGAAACUGGAGAUCUUGGAGUUUAUGCACGUAAAUUGAAGGAAAGCGAUAUCGAUGAUGAUGAUGAUUCCGGAAAUGGAAAGAACGUCCUUCAUCUGGAGUCUGCAGAUGAUUUAUUGGAAAACGAGAAGAGCAUAGAUAGUUAUGUAAGAAACAGUAAACGGAGAAACUUAUCAUCUUCUGAUGAACAUUCUGAGAAUUCUAAAAUGAAUCCUGACUUGAGCAUCGAAGCAUCACAAGUUCUUGAAGGUUUAGGGAAGAAAGAAGAGGCGAAGGAUACUAUCGAAAAGCAGCCCAUAGCGAAACGGGUUACUAGGAGCCAAGCUAAAGCAAGUAAGAGCGAGGAAGAUGUAGACUUAAAGAGAGAAAAACCAUCUUCAUCAAAUGCAAAAUCGAGGAGUGCAAGUUCACAAAGUCCAGAGAAGAAAUCUGUUGUGAAGGAGAAAGAGGUACGAGGCUCUACUGAAAAACAGAUCACAAGGAGUAAAGCUACAGUGAAGAAGAAAGAGUUAACUGAUAAUGUAGCUCGAAGAGCAUCAAAGCGGUUAGCUGGUAUUGAGCUUGAGCCGACGCCUGAGCUGAAAACAAGAACUAAAGCUCAACGAGUAGUGCCUCCUGAUAAUGUUGAGCAGCCUGUGAGUCUUGCCGCAACCGAUGGUUUGAAAAAGACUGAUAUGCCUCUCACUGAGGAAGUAGCCAAAAGCUAUAGUGAACAUUCAUCUCCAGAACCAAAUGGUAUUGCUACAAGCAGCAACCAUGUGAGUACAGAAAUGGAAGUGCAGAUAGAAAAGAUCAGUAAACCAGUAGCUAGAAACGGCUCUGGAGACAAGAAGAAGAUGAAGGCGCCACUGGUGAUAUCCGAGUUUGAACUGAACCCAGUUUUUCAUCUUGACGGUUACAGGGAGAAGGAGGAGAUGUCUCCGGUGUCACCAUUGUCUCGCCAAGCUUCUACAACGAAGCGUGAGAAGACACCAGCAGGCAAAAGAUUAGGUCGGUCGAGUCCAAAGACCAGUAAAGUCACCAGUCCGAAAGCAGCUGCGAUCUCGCCUCUGAGAUCAUCACAUAAAGGAAACAAACCAAGCAACGACUCAUUUCAAUCCUCUGUUGUUAAAGGCACAUACUCGGGAGGAGUGAUGGAGAACAAUACCACCAACAACAGCUUCUCCUUCUCCUCCUCUUCAGCAUUUGACUCGACUCUUGCUGAUCUUUGGAAAGAUCCUUGCAUCGCCUUUGCUAUCAAAACACUGACCGGAGAAUCAAUCUCCUCUGAUCCGAAUAACAACAAUCAUCACGCCGAGCAGAAAGGAGCCGCCUUUUUCCCAGAGACUCCAGAAAAACCGGGACUUUCUAGUGAAUCAUUGUGCAUGGAAGAUAUCUGGAAUGACCCGUGUAUCGACUUUGCUAUCAAAACCUUAACUGGGGCAAUCCCGAUCGGGUUAGAUGAACCGGCUGUAAAACCGAAAUCCGAGGGGACAUCAGCGAGGCAAGAACCAGAAGGUAGGCAAAACAGCAGCAACUUGUUGGUUCAACAGUGUAGUAACAUGAAGAAAAAGAAGACUGGAGAAAUCUGA
This is a messenger RNA of Thlaspi arvense, 1809 nucleotides long. Lineage: Eukaryota; Viridiplantae; Streptophyta; Magnoliopsida; Brassicales; Brassicaceae. The record is from the annotation of a GenBank genome assembly.